Messenger RNA from Mya arenaria, 1405 nucleotides. RefSeq lists its product as uncharacterized. The record is from RefSeq and is a predicted model, not a curated record. NCBI's taxonomy places the organism in Eukaryota, Metazoa, Mollusca, Bivalvia, Myida, Myidae. The transcript is spliced from 9 exons. Gene Ontology annotation, molecular function: D-cysteine desulfhydrase activity. The coding region runs from base 439 to 1386 and encodes 315 amino acids.
CGCCUGUGUGAGUACAUUGCGCCAGUAUGGGCACAACAGCUUGGAAAUAUACCUAAACAAAGAAUUCAGCCGAACCAAACGUUACUUCAGCUUCCAUUUUAGUCAUGUGACGUCCCCGGAUUCCGGGAUGAAAGCUGAUCACUGAUUGGACAACGCUCUUUUCAGUCUUGGCUCCCUGGAGUGAGGACGAGAACCAGUCAAUAGCCAUUCAAAUUAGCCGAAACAGACAAUGAUAAAGAAAUAAAUCACGUGACUGGAAUUUGACACAAUGGCGAAACCGGCGAGAACGUUUCGGAUACAACAAUAAAUAAGACAUUACAGGAUACACAGACCUGCUAGUGAUUAAACAUUGAGCUAGCAAACGUACCAACUCCAAUCCACGAAUGGCUUCUCCCGGGAAUCCCAAAUGAUUUCCACGUUUCCAUUAAGAGGGACGACAUGACUGGCAGCACCCUCUUGGGCAGCAAGGUUCGCAAGUUGGAGUUUCAGAUGGCAGACUGUCUGGCUCAGGGGAGCAAGCACGUUGUAACGUACGGCAGCCUGCAUUCCAACCAUUGUCGUGUUGUUGCCACGUGCGCACGGGAACUUGGACUUCAACCUCAUCUAUUUUUUCGCACAGAUGUUGAGGACCCAUACACGAUAGGUUGCGAGGGUAAUUUACUCAUUGACAGACUGUGUUCCGCCAAGUUCUACCUUGCCCCAAAGAAGUCACCGUAUCUGACAUGUCUGAAACCGCGCAUGGACAAACUUGCGAAACACAUAAGUUCGGAGACCGGCGAACGGUGUUAUAUAAUCCCGUUGAUCAGUGCUAAUAUCAUUGACUUCUGGGGUUAUAUUCACUUGUUCGAUGAGCUUGUGAUGCAGGGGGCCCUCGAACAGUUUGAUGACGUCAUAGUUGCGAUCGCAAGUGGAAUGACUGCUUUUGGGCUCGCCAUUGGCAACUUCUUAACUGGCUCCAAACUUAGGAUCCACGGGAUGUCAAUGUGUGAUGACACCUACCAUUUCCACUACCCGAACUGCCAGAAAAUACUGGACACACUGGGACUGAACGUGCGUGCCGAAGAUAUUCUUGACAUCAUUGACGGACACAAGGGGCGGGGCUACGAUAUCUCUACACAGGAGGAACUCGACUAUAUUGUGUCGGUAGCAAGCAGUACGGGAAUUAUGCUAGAUCCGGUGUACACGGGGAAAGCGGCAAUAGGACUGCAACGGGAACUGAAUAACAACCAAGACAUGUUCAAAGGAAACAGAAUACUUUUUUUACACACUGGUGGUGUGUUCGGACUCUACGAUGGCAGAAUGAACGAUACCUUAAAAGGAAAACGAAGCUCGACUGAUCAAAUAUUUGGGUGGAAAAACUUGGAGGAUUUCCCCUCACAAAGUUAAUUUCGUCUGUCUCUUUUGU